AUGACGAGCACUUCCUGGGAAAAUGUCCAUAGAAAUGAUCUCGCAUCUCUGUUAGAAGGGGAAGGGUAUUCAAACUGUUACCCUCAACGACAGUAUGAAGGCAAAGACUUGCCGUUACAUGUGCUAGAGGCAGGAGGUGAGGGAGACGUGGAGGAGAAGAGUGAGAGUGUCCAGAACAGUCUGGCAGGGACCUUGCCUCCACCCUCGGGUCCAAGUGGUCUGGUCAUAUUUGGUCGGCUGGUGCAAAAACACAGCUAUGUCAGCGCUCUUAUUAUCAUGAUGGUGUGGAGUAUCACCUACAACAACUGGCUGACUUUCGCCCUGCUGGUGUGGUCCUGUAUAAUUUGGAUGAUGCGAGACCGGCGGCGGUACGCUAUGAUGUCUGCCCCUUUCCUGGCCAUCUACGGCACUGUCCUGGUGGUGCUAGGCUUCAUGAGCGGGUUGCGUCUGAGCCGGGCCGAGCUGUACCCCGGUCUGCCCCCAGCUGUGAUAGUGGACUUCGACCUGAACAGUUAUCACCCUGCGCCCUGUGUCCAUCUGGGGGCAAAGGUCAGCUAG
This is a messenger RNA of Monopterus albus (swamp eel), 558 nucleotides long. RefSeq names its product piezo-type mechanosensitive ion channel component 2-like. The transcript is spliced from 3 exons. Gene Ontology annotation, molecular function: mechanosensitive monoatomic ion channel activity. Gene Ontology annotation, cellular component: membrane. Lineage: Eukaryota; Metazoa; Chordata; Actinopteri; Synbranchiformes; Synbranchidae. Bases 1 to 558 code for a protein of 185 amino acids. The record is from RefSeq and is a predicted model, not a curated record.